Penicillium soppii is the source of this 1008-nucleotide messenger RNA. RefSeq names its product thymidylate synthase. The transcript has a single exon. Gene Ontology annotation, molecular function: thymidylate synthase activity. Gene Ontology annotation, biological process: dTMP biosynthetic process. Lineage: Eukaryota; Fungi; Ascomycota; Eurotiomycetes; Eurotiales; Aspergillaceae. Gene Ontology annotation, cellular component: mitochondrion; cytosol. The record is from RefSeq and is a predicted model, not a curated record. Bases 1 to 1008 code for a protein of 335 amino acids.
AUGACCAAAGAUCAAGCUACCGCAGUCCAUGUGGCGUCUUCGCCACAAGACCCUUCGCACGAAGAGCACCAAUACCUCAACUUGAUCCGUACAAUCCUCUCUGAAGGCGAACACCGACCCGAUCGCACAGGCACAGGUACAAAGUCAAUCUUCGCACCUCCACAGCUCCGAUUCUCCCUUUCGAAGCCAAACCCAGAAGGCGGCGACCCAAUCUCUGUCUUGCCACUUCUCACCACCAAGCGAGUCUUUCUUCGUGCGGUGCUUGCCGAGCUUCUCUGGUUCAUCUCCGGCUGCACUUCAUCAUUGCCCCUUUCCGAGGCUGGCAUCAAGAUCUGGGAUGGAAACGGCAGCCGUGAGUUCCUCGACAAGUCCGGCCUCGGCCAUCGUGAAGAAGGCGACUUGGGGCCCGUGUACGGCUUUCAAUGGCGCCACUUUGGCGCCGAGUACGUCGAUGCCAAAACAGACUAUACCGGCCAAGGAGUUGACCAGCUCAAGGAGGUUGUUAACAAACUAAUUAACAACCCCUUCGACCGCCGCAUUAUUAUGAGCGCAUGGAACCCCGCCGAUUUGACCAAGAUGGCUCUGCCCCCGUGCCACAUGUUCGCUCAAUUUUAUGUCUCCUUCCCACCCACCAUGAAACUUGAUGAGAGGACUGGCCGCCCAACGGAGAAGGGUACCCUGUCUUGCGUGCUCUACCAGCGCUCUUGUGACAUGGGUCUUGGUGUCCCCUUCAACAUCGCCUCUUAUGCUCUUCUCACUCAUAUCCUUGCCCACGCUGCAGACUUACACCCUGGAACCCUUAUUCACACCAUGGGAGAUGCUCAUGUGUAUCUUGACCAUGUCGAUGCGCUCAACGAGCAGCUCACUCGGGAACCGACAGAGUUCCCUGAGCUGAAGAUCAAGCGUGAUGACCGUGGUAGUGCAGACGUCGAUGGCUGGAAAGAAGAUGAGUUUGAAGUCAUUGGAUAUAAGCCUCAUAAGAUUAUCAAGAUGAAGAUGAGCGUCUAA